UACCGGAAGUGAUCUUCUCUAGUUAUUUUGAAGUCCGCCCAGGAGAUGAUAACAGUUGGAAAGGGCUAUUCCUGUAUUAAUUUUGUUAUUGCAGCGACACCGUUUUUGUAUACUGACUCGGGCGACAACUUUUGACCGACCAGCGGCUAGCAUUGUCAGACGCUGGGAUCGUUUUACAGUAACAUAUAGUUAGCAUUACUUGGAGUUGACAUUAACCUGCUAUUGUUUUAGAGUUUUUUGCUGUGUUGCAUCUUUCUUUAAGUCAUGUAUUAGUGAAUUGUAACGUUACUCAGGUGACUCUAAACUAAGACUCGAGGACCGAACAUUUUGUCGAAGUUUAAUUGUCGCAGUAUUUUAGAUUUGAAAACACAUAUCCAGCAAUAUAAAAUAGGCGGGUGUUAGUUUAAAGUACUGGUUGUCUUACAUGAAUUAGUAGUACAUUUGUUGUACAUGAGUCAGUGGUCUUGUUUUCAGGAGGGAAAGGGUGAUGUCUGAGGUCAGGGUUAAUCUCAAUGAACCAGAGGGAAGGACUCACGGUGACCAGGAUGGGCCGUCUCCUGACCCUGUGAAAUCUCCAAGUACUGAAGCUUCCAGCUCAGACCUACAGGGUCUUCUAACUGAUGGUCCCCAAACCUCAGCAGAUGACAGUCCCUCACCUUCUGCUGAGACAAGUGGCUUGUUGUCAUUACCAUGGGAGAUGGUAACCCACAUAGCCUCACACCUUCCUGCUCAGUGUGUCAUCACUGUGCUGCCAAAGGUUUGCCAUGCCUUGGGUAAUGUGGGUAAGGACAACAGUGCUUGGCAGCUCCGGGCACGCAGACUAACAGGGUCUCAAGCAGACUUUCCAGUGGGGCCAAGAGAGGACUUUGACUGGCCUUCAGCUUGCCUGGAAAUGGAGCAACUGAUAACCUGCUGGACAGGCCAGGGGCACCUUGUGGUCAGACAGACCCAAGAGGAUGAGGAGGAAAGGGGGCAACAGCAAAGGCAUGAUGGGGAGCCAGAUGCUGAAAUACAGGCAGAUGGAAGAGAGGUGGAAGGGGUGGGAGUGGUGGCACAGGAGGUUGCAUAUGGUGUUGAAGGGAUGGAGGUGGCUAUGGAAGGUGAGGAUGGUGAAAUGCAACCGAUUGUAGGUGUGGACCAACUGGCGAGAUUGAGAGAAGCGUUGGAAGAGAGAUUGGAGGACGAUGCAGCAGCACUAAUGGAGGAAGAAAGGCAUCACAGGAUGGUGUUUGAUGCCAAUGAGGGGCAAGAUGGUGCUCUUAAUCACCAAGAACAUUUGGCAAACCCCAGGAAUGUGGGUAACGGAAGACAGGUAGAGAUGGAGCAACAUCAACCCCAGAGAAGUCCUAGCCCACCCCCAGCUCUGGAGCGCAUCACCCUACCUUUAGACCACAUCGCCCAGGUCAACACAGUCCUGCUUGUCGGGGGAGAGGGGACAGUUUGCGCCACAGGCUCCAGAGACAGGGAAGUUAAACUUUGGGAUCUACAGCCUGGCUCUGGUGGCACGCUGCUGCACACGCUGGGAGAGCAGGGUGGCUUCGGCACGCAUCAGGGCUGGGUCUGGUGCCUGGCAUCUCAGGGACCUCAGCUUGCCUCAGGGGGCUUUGACAGCGUGGUGAAGCUAUGGGACCUCCACGCAGGAGGAGCAGAGAGGGGCCAGAUCAGAGCUGGGGCUGCUGUUCUCUGCUUGUCCUAUCAGUCAGAUGUAUUGCUGGCUGGUACAUUUGACAAGAGGGUCAAUAUGUAUGACACCAGAGCUGCUGAGCCCUUGGUGAAAAGCCUCCGUCUCCAUGGUAGAUCUGUAAUAUGCCUAGCGGCAGAUGAUGAGUACAUCAUCUCUGGGAGUGAAGACUGCACUGUGGCUGUCUACGACCGCAGGGCAGGAAAAAGCCUGAAGAAACUUCGGCUGAAAUCUUUCCUGCGGUCAAUGAGCUACAGUGGCUGUGAAGUAUGGGCAGGAGACCACAGUGGCAUGCUGCACUCAUUUUCCAUGCAGGCCGGCACCUUUAAACCCCUGUCCCAGUUUGAUGUGGGACACACAGCUCUGAUCACUGGAAUCCACAGGUCCACUGGAAGCUUGUACACCUGUUCAUCUGAUCGUACUGUGAAGGUACAUAUCCCUUGUGCUCCUCCAAGAACAUUAUGCACACUGCAUUACCAACAAGGACUCAAUGCGCUGAGUGUGGAGGCUGGAAUUCUUGCUGUAGCCACAGGGGAUGUCUCUGUGGAAAUCUGGAGGCCAAGAAAAUAAAAAAGCAACACUUGUGGCGAGACCUGAAGACCGCUGACAGCGGGCUGAUCUUUAAGCAUACAUAGAGUAAACGGUAACAAGUACAUAAUGUUAAUAAAACUUCAGUUGUGUUGGUUCAGCCAAAAGCUAUCAACAUUUUUUUUUGUUCGAUCUUGUUAAGAGAUUUUUGUACAAACAAAAAACACAUUUGAACACAUGAAAUGUUUAUUUAUGUUUGUCCCAUGCACUUGGUUAGCAUUUUUAUUUUGCCAGUCCUCAAAGUUUUCAAAUACACUAUGCAGAAAGAAGUUCAUCUCUCCUCUUUUAGUUGUUGUAUGUUCAAACAAGCCUAUAGUAUCUACAUGUUCACAAAGUGACUGAAUCCGUUAAAGUAACUGACAUUGUAUAAAAUUUGUUACUUGUCAUUUACAAGAAGGACUAUUAAAUGGCUUGAAAAUCUAA
Molecule: messenger RNA, 2692 nt
Organism: Scatophagus argus
Lineage: Eukaryota; Metazoa; Chordata; Actinopteri; Scatophagidae
Gene: fbxw9
Product: F-box and WD repeat domain containing 9
Exons: 7
Coding region: 488-2251 (587 amino acids)
Biological process (GO): protein polyubiquitination
Cellular component (GO): SCF ubiquitin ligase complex
Molecular function (GO): ubiquitin-like ligase-substrate adaptor activity; protein binding
Source: RefSeq, a predicted model, not a curated record